AUGACACCAAAUCAGAAAUCUAAUGCUUUCAAUGCCAUAAGUGGUUCAGAUAGUAUUAAUCGAAAUGAUACUAGUUUAAAGAAAAUCGAACAGAAAAUUAUUGGCAGCGUUAAAAUACCGAUAACUGAAGCACCUUUCCAAGCGUCCAUACGUCUAAAAAUUUACGAAAAACUUGGUGGAUUUGGAUAUGGACAUUUAUGCAGUGGUUCUGUGCUAUCGCAACGUGUGAUUAUAACAGCAGCACAGUGUAGUGUUGAUUUAAGUGUAUCGCCACCGAAGAAACGUUUACCAAAAGAGUAUACAAUUGUUUUGGGUGGUAAUUCGUUAUAUGUCAAAGAUAAUUACACUUUACAAUACAAUUUAAUACAAAUCGUACCGCAUGGCGCCUUCAACUUGACAUCUCUAAGCAAUGACAUAGCGCUAAUGUUGAUUAAUGGUUACAUACCGUGGACUUGGCCUACAGUGCGAUCAGUUAUACUGAACAGUCAACUACUGACAGAAAAUACGACUUGCACUAUCACCGGUUGGGCUACUACGGAAUAUGGUCAAGUUUCUGAUACAUUAUUAACAGCAAGUGUGCCUAUAGUUGGUAAUGAUGUCUGUGCUAAAAGUUAUGGGAAUCUAUCUCAGAGUAGUUUGUGUGCCGGUAAUAUGAGUACAGGUGGUGUAGAUACAUGUCAAGGUGAUUCAGGUGGUCCACUUAUGUGCAAUGGAGUUUUAGCUGGCAUAGUAUCAUGGGGUAAUCAAUGUGGACUCAAACAAUAUCCAGGAGUUUACACGAAUGUCUUAUACUAUAAAAAUUGGAUUGAAUAUGCAAAUAGAACCUUGGAUUACAAUUAUUAUUCAACAGGAACGAUCAAAUCACUAUCAAAUUUCUUACUUUUGAAUUUCUUACUUUUGAUGGCUUGUGUUUGA
This is a messenger RNA of Teleopsis dalmanni, 915 nucleotides long. RefSeq names its product trypsin zeta-like. Gene Ontology annotation, molecular function: serine-type endopeptidase activity. The transcript is spliced from 5 exons. Lineage: Eukaryota; Metazoa; Arthropoda; Insecta; Diptera; Diopsidae. The record is from RefSeq and is a predicted model, not a curated record. The coding region runs from base 1 to 915 and encodes 304 amino acids. Gene Ontology annotation, biological process: proteolysis.